GAGAGAAAGAGAGGGACAGAGAGAGAGAGAGAGAGAGAGUGUUAAGGCAAAGCCAGCGUCAAUCCCCCGCGUGGUGUUGCUGGACAUACUAAUAUCCGUAACCACUGCAGCAACAACACACAUCAUUCCCAAAAAACACUCGCCUUUGCCGUUGGACCGCACUGCUUCCCACCUUGGAGUUACGUGUUUCUACAACCUCUCUUCUCCUGCAGAAGGAAGGCUUCAUCAGCAUUCACGGGAGCAGCGGAGGAGUUUUAUUCGGGAACGACAAGACGACAAUAAAAUGAUCCCAAGGUGAGCUGGCCUGCUGCUGUCGUCAUCCGCCGAGCCAUGCUGAGAAGCAAACUACCGGAAAAGAACCGCAAAAUGUUAACUGCUCACUUCAACCUGUUGUUCUUCACCGUCUUUCUCCUCUUGCCGCUGGUUCCGAGCCAGCAGGCCCCCUCCAACUGUGUCAUCAAGAGGGAAGAGGAUAAAUGCUUAGAAAUGAUGGCCUUGGAUGAGGCUGGAAAUGAUCCAGAAGUUGGGUGUCCGUGGAUGUGGGACAACCUGACGUGUUGGCAACCUGCCAGGAUUGGUGACGUGGUCGAGGUCAACUGUCCUGAACUCUUCUCCCAGUUCAUGAGUGAGGAAGACUUUGAGCUGGGGAAGGUCAGUCGUAACUGCACUGAGUUUGGCUGGUCAGAGACGUUCCCUCACUACGUCGACGCUUGUUUAUACGAAGGAAACAGCAGUCAUCCGGACAUGUACUAUCUGUCAGUGAAGGCGUUGUAUACUGUUGGCUACAGCACAUCUUUGGUGUCCCUCACCACAGCCAUGGUCAUCCUGUGCAGGUUCAGGAAGCUGCACUGUACGAGGAAUUUCAUCCACAUGAAUCUAUUUGUGUCGUUCAUCUUGAGAGCUAUUUCCGUCUUCAUCAAAGACGGCGUGUUGUACGCCAAGGAGGACAGCGAGCACUGCUUCAUACACACUCUGGAAUGUCGGGCAGUGAUGGUGUUCUUCCAUUACUGCGUCCUGUCGAACUACUUCUGGCUGUUCAUCGAGGGUCUUUAUCUCUUCACCUUACUGGUGGAGACGUUCUUUCCAGAAAGGAGAUACUUCUAUUGGUACAUCAUCAUUGGCUGGGGAACCCCCACCCUGUGUGUAACCAUCUGGGCAGUGCUGAGGCUGCAUUUUGAUGAUAUCGGCUGCUGGGACAUGAAUGACAAUGCUGUCAUCUGGUGGGUGAUCAAGGGACCCGUGCUGGCUUCGAUUAUGAUCAACUUUGUCCUCUUUGUCGGGAUCAUCAUCAUCCUUGUUCAGAAACUGCAGUCCCCGGAUAUCGGAGGAAAUGAGUCCAGUAUUUACUUGAGGCUGGCACGUUCCACUCUGCUGCUAAUUCCUCUCUUUGGGAUCCACUACACCGUGUUUGCGUUCUCCCCCGAGAACGUCAGCAAGAGAGAGCGGCUGGUGUUUGAGCUCGGCCUGGGAUCCUUCCAGGGCUUUGUGGUGGCUGUCCUCUACUGCUUUCUCAAUGGAGAGUAUCUCCCUCAAGGUGCAGUCGGAGAUCAAGAGGAAAUGGCGCAGCUGGACGGUGAACAGGUACUUUGCUGUGGACCUGAAGCACCGACACCCUUCGCUUGCGAGCAGUGGAGUGAACGGGGGGACACAGCUGUCCAUCCUGAGCAAGAGCAGCUCCCAGAUCCGCAUGUCCAGCCUGCAGGCCGAGAGUCCAGCCACUUGAGCGGCCCCGCUGGUGACGCCGCGACCGGCGUCGAUGUUGCCUCUGGAUCUGACGUCAACAAACCUACGACACCCACCCUUCUCCCGAUGACCAGCUUCCGCAAUCCCUAUCCGGACCCCAACCCUGACGAAAGUAUCAUAGAAACCACACUUACAACCCAACAGGCUUCAAGGUGAAUCAUAAUCCAACCACGAGUUAUCUGGGUGAGGAUUUUGAGAAUGCCAAACAGGUUUGGCACAGUUCUUGAUUGAGGAGUUGAAUGUGUACAAACCAUCUAAUUGGUGUUUGCAAACUGAGAUGGUUCCACGACUGUAGCCAAAUAGCUCAGUAAGCCCGGUGUCAAACAGACAAUGGCUGCCAAAUUUCCCAAAUGUAAUUUACCAUGAUGACACAUCUACUCCAGUUUGAUGUUUUCCCGAAUGCCAAUAAAAAUGGCUUCAUUUAAGACAAGACAUUAUGAUAAACAGUUGGGAAAAUAAUAUAUGAUCCCCUGCUGGUUUUGUAAGUUUACCCCCUUGAAAGAUACGGGCAGUCCAUCAUUUUUAUGGUAGCUUUAAUGUAACUGAAAAAUUGGUCACUAAAGGUUAUAAAUUAAUUUGUAUUUGAUUGUUAUUGGAAAAACGGUGGCCUAGUGUUUAGCGUGUUGGCCACACCUUCAGGAGAUCGUGAAGACCUGGGUGCGAAUCUCUGUUGGGCUUCUCUGUGUGGAGUUUGCAUGUUCUCCCUGUGUGUGCUUGGGUUUUCUCCGGGUACUCCGGUUUCCUCCCACAUUCCAAAAAAAACAUGCAUGUUAGGUUAAUUGGGGACUCUAAAUUGUCCAUAGGUAUGAAUGCGAGUGUGAAUGAUUGUUUAUAUGUGCCCUGCAAUUGGCUGGCGACCAGUCCAGUCCGCCUCUUGCUGGGAUAGGUCCCAGCAUACCCACAACCCGAGUGAGGAUAAGCAGCAUAGAAGAUGGAUGGAUAAAAAAAUUUGUCACUAAAGGUUCUAAAUUGAUUUGUAUUUGAUUGUAUUUGAUUGAGCGAAAGAAGAAUUUGAUCCCUAACCACACAGGCCUGAUAAGUGUUUGUGAUAUGUGUUUCUCCGACCAAAACCCUUCCUGAGACCAACUACGAGAAACAUCUGACCUCUGCACUUGCCAACACAGGUUCCUCCACCAAGUAUUAAGCCACGUCUUGUAUUGGGUUGAAAUUCCUAUUUAACUCAAUCAAAUACAAAUGAAUUUAUAACCUUUACUUCAUGUUUUUUCUGGGUGUUUGUCUAUAUUCUCGCUCUAUCUCUGUUCAAAUAAAGCUAGCAUAAAAAUAUAGACUAUAAAACUUUACAAAAUCCUAAGGGGGGGUCAUAUAAUUGUCUACUAGAAAGCCAGCACUGGAGGUAUAUUCAGUGGUGUGUGUCCCCUUAAGAGUGAGGAUAAAGCCGGCACACUAAUGUACAGUAAAUGUUCUGUUGGCUCAGGUUGUCUCAGGUGCCUGUAUCAGAGCUGAAAAUCCUUUGUCGCUGCUGGCACAAAUCGUAACUGAUCCCGACUAACAUGAGGGUUGACGCUUCACAAGAUGAUGGGCGUGGGAACAAAAUAAAAUAAAAAAAAAUUCAAGGACAUUUUUGCUACGGUUGUGGGAAAUACCAAAAAAACAAAGACAACAAAGGAGUGACUCAUAACGAAGCACAUUAAGAUCCCGGAGUGACCCAGCCAGUCUCCGGACCUUAAACCCAUAGAAAACCUGUGGACGCAGCUGAAACUUUCUGUUGCCUCAAACCCUUCGGGAUUCAGGAGUUUUUGUAAAGAGCAGUGGACCAAAACCCCUCCUGAGAUGUGUGCAACACUGGUGACCAACUACUACAAAGACAGGCAUCAGAGCCACCCAAGGAA
Molecule: messenger RNA, 3593 nt
Organism: Dunckerocampus dactyliophorus (ringed pipefish)
Lineage: Eukaryota; Metazoa; Chordata; Actinopteri; Syngnathiformes; Syngnathidae
Gene: adcyap1r1b
Product: adenylate cyclase activating polypeptide 1b (pituitary) receptor type I
Exons: 14
Coding region: 331-1899 (522 amino acids)
Biological process (GO): cell surface receptor signaling pathway; adenylate cyclase-modulating G protein-coupled receptor signaling pathway
Cellular component (GO): plasma membrane; neuron projection
Molecular function (GO): vasoactive intestinal polypeptide receptor activity; peptide hormone binding; G protein-coupled peptide receptor activity
Source: RefSeq, a predicted model, not a curated record